Messenger RNA from Culex quinquefasciatus (southern house mosquito), 1877 nucleotides. RefSeq lists its product as uncharacterized. Lineage: Eukaryota; Metazoa; Arthropoda; Insecta; Diptera; Culicidae. Gene Ontology annotation, biological process: mRNA 3'-end processing; mitochondrial mRNA polyadenylation. The coding region runs from base 131 to 1813 and encodes 560 amino acids. The record is from RefSeq and is a predicted model, not a curated record. The transcript has 3 exons. Gene Ontology annotation, molecular function: poly(A) RNA polymerase activity.
UUCCAUCAUUCCCUUGACUUGCUCAGCAGCAAGCUUCUCUCAUUAGCUCGUUGUUGGUCAACCGUAACGGAUUAUUUUUGUUCCGCGGCCAAGGGUCCAGGUCCCAGUGAAGUAAAGUGUCUCGCGCGAUAUGGCCCACCUACACCUGCAGCUGCUGGCGGCACGUUUCAACGACCUCGCGGACCACUAUCUGCGUCGGGUCGGAUGGGUGGCGGAACCGGCCGUGGCCAGCUUGCAGGCCCUGCAACGCUCCAUCGACGGCAUCGGGGGUGGGCUGCGGUGCUUCCGGAGCCUUCGCGUCAUGCUGUUUGACGAUGUGGCGAUGGCCAAGGAAAUCCUGCACUUUGACCGGCCCGUCGUGUGCUGCAAGAGAGUUCUUCGCUGCACGGAAACGCUGAUCGCGCACUUGAUGGGCGAUUGCCAUGCUGAUGGAGCGUUGGAAGACGAAACCAAACGGACGGCAAUUUUGUUCAACCUGUACGUGCAAGCUGUUGGCCAUGUUCUGGUGCGUUAUUGCAAGACUUUCGACAAGGUUGACCAGUUUACGCUGGAUUAUCUGCGCAAGGGUCGAGACUAUUUGAGCUGCAUCCUGCGCAAGCCAAUCCGGGGGGAUCCGACUGCAUCCGAAACCUACAUCCGGACCAACUUCUGGAAGUGGAAGUACGUCUUCGAUUACACCUGUGGCCACUGCUGCUUCGAAGGCCACGAAGAGUGCGAGUUUGCGGGUGCUAUCGCAUGGUUUAAAAUCUUUGCCAACUCGCUGAAGAUCAACCCGAUCCGUCACUUGGAAAGUAAGAUGCAUGUCGAAACAAUUCGCACUCUGCAACCGGAUCAGUUCGUUCCGACGAAGGAAGAGAUCAACAACAACCAAAACUGGAAGCAUCCGAAGGCGGCGGCCUUUUUGCAUCACGUUCGUGAGGUUGAUCUGCACAAGUUGGAAGAAACCGGGGCGAAGCUGGCGCGCAAUACCCCGACCAAGCAGAUCACGACAUUCCUGACGAACCACCUGUCUUUGCCUUUGGGUGGAGUCAAGAUGGAAAUCUUCGGUUCGCGCGUGAUGGGCCUCGCCGAGCCGGGUUCGGAUGUAGACAUCCACAUCACAUCACUCGCCGGCCUCAAGGAAGAGCAAGCUCACGCCGUGACGCUCGAUUGGGCCAAGCAUUGCUCCGAGCUGACCUUCAUCAGCAUGAUUCCCGCUGCCCCCUGGCUCGUACGUGCCCAUCACAAGUCACUCGACCUGGAACUGGACCUCUCGUUCGGUAGCUCGUACGUCGUCGCCAAUGCCAAACUCGUCAAGUAUCUCUUCGGGCUGCAAUCGACCGCCCGCCCAAUGUACUUCCUGCUGAAGAAGUGGAAACAGCAAACCGAACUGUCCCAGAACUUCCACACCCACGUCCUCGUCAUGCUGCUCGUGUUCUACAUGCAACGCGAAAAGUAUCUUCCAACCAUCCGGUCGAUCAUCAAAGGACCCCAAAAGCUCAAGAACGGGUCCUUCAACACCAGCUUCCGCACCAACUUCCAAGCCACCAUCUUCCCCGGUCACCUGCCGAUGCUGGCCAGAGGCUUUUUCGAGUUUUACAAGAGCUUCGACUGGACGGCCAACGGAACGUGCGCCUUUGACGGCGAAGUCAAACCCAAAACGGCGUUCCAGAUUGCGGGCGGCCGCAAGUCGGUGCCCCCGAUGAUGUGCAGCGACUAUUUCGACCAGAGCCGCAACGUGGCCGCCAACAUUGCCCGGCCGGACUACGAGAAGUUUGUGACGGCUUGCGGCGAGGCCAGCGAAAUCCUCGAGGUACGUCGCAGCUUGUAUUGAAUUAUUACUUAUCCUUUCGAUACUUAUGUUCUGAAAUGUAACAUAAUAAAUGAACUCAACUUAA